Messenger RNA from Cajanus cajan (pigeon pea), 2898 nucleotides. NCBI's taxonomy places the organism in Eukaryota, Viridiplantae, Streptophyta, Magnoliopsida, Fabales, Fabaceae. The record is from RefSeq and is a predicted model, not a curated record.
AUAGCAAAGAGAGAGUGAGAGUGCAGUUUUGUGAGCAAAAUGGGGGAACCUCUUUCAAACACCGAACUCUCUCCCUCUAAAACCCUAGACCCAACCAACGGCCCCGAUUCCAUUUUAGAUUCCAAUCUAACGGCUCCACAAGACGCUCAACUCAAUCCAGAAAACCACGAUGUCGUUUCGACCGCCAAGCGGAAGAGGGACGACGAGCGUUCGCUCCAUCCACUGUGGAAGACCAGCCUCUGUUCCUACUUCAGGAGCCAUAACGCCUCCUGCAGCCACGGCGGCGCGUGCCGAUACGCGCACGGCGAGGAGGAGCUCCGCCCUCGCCCCGACAACACGUGGGACCCGACCUCCAAGCGCGCGAAGAAGGCCUUAGAGGCCGAGGCCGACGAAAAGCGCGCCGUCUCGGAGGACGUGAUGAUGACGGAGGCCGUCGUUGACGGCGGCGACGACGACGACGGUUCCGGCUCCAAUCGCGCGCUUAGUAAAUGCUUGGUGCAUUUGCCGCGGAAAUGGAGCUCCGAGAAUUUGAGGAAUUUCCUCAACGAAGAGGGUGUACCUUUUAAGUUUGCUAAGAAAAAGAAAGGAAUGAUGAUUGGUUUUGUUACCUUCGAAGACGAAGAACAAAUGAAGAGUUCAUCAAAGGAUUUAGAUGGAAAAACAAUUGGCAAUAAAAAGAUAAAGGUUGCUGAUGUCAUUCCUCGAUCAUUUAAAAAGAAAAGUAGCGCCAAUGUUGCAUCCCAUCAAGAAUUAGCUGAGGAGAAUACAGGGGCUGAUGUCCCUUCAAGUGGGACUAUGGAUGGUGAAACGAGUAAUGAUAAGUUGGCUGUUGAUGGUUCUGUGACAAAGACAAGAAACGUGCGUGAUGCAGUUACUCCUCUAGCUCAUAUGGCCUAUGCUGAUCAGUUGGAGCAGAAAAAAAGCUCUCUCAUGCAGAUUCUCAAAAAACUUACUAGAAAUGCUCGGAAAGCUUGUCCAAAUGGCGUUUCACUUCCUGAGUGGAUUCUCAAAUCUAGGGAAAUAGGUGGUCUUCCGUGCAAACUAGAGGGUAUUAUUGCAUCUCCAAUUGUAAAUGGAUAUCGUAACAAGUGUGAAUUUUCGGUUGGAUAUUCUCUGGAAGGCAAAGUGACUGUAGGUUUCAUGCUUGGAAACUUCAGGGAAGGUGUAACAGCAGUUGGGGAAGCGGUGGACUGCCCAAAUGUUUCAACAAUUGCUUGCAAAUAUGCUACAAUCUUUCAGGAAUUUCUGCAGCACAGUGAUUUACCAGUUUGGAAUAGAUUUAAAAAUACUGGGUUUUGGCGUCAAUUGACGGUUCGAGAAGGGAGGACAAAUGGGAAUGUUGUUGAUGCUGAAGCUUUUGGUGGUAUUGCAGAAGUCAUGCUUAUUGUGCAGGUUUCUAGUGCAAGCUUUGAUGAUGCAAAAGUAGCUGCUGAAUUCAAGAGGCUUUCUCAGGCAUUUGUUGCCGGAGCUACUUCACAUUGUCCAUCAUUACCCCUUACAGAAAUUUAUGUGUAGGAUCACCAAGGAAUAUCCAAUGUGGCGCCAGCUGAUGCACCACUGCAAUUGCUUCCCAUUCGUAAAGCAGUUGGUGUUCCUGAGAUGGAUGAAAACACUAAUGCCAUGGAUGUAAGAAUCCAUGAUUAUAUCAACAAUCUCCGGUUCUCUAUAUCUCCAACAGCUUUUUUUCAGGUUAACACUCUUGCUGCUGAGAAGUUGUACUCACUUGCUGGAGAUUGGGCAUGCUUAGGUCCUGAUACACUGCUGUUUGAUGUAUGCUGUGGGACAGGAACAAUUGGCUUGACAUUAGCACAUCGAGUUGGUAUGGUGAUUGGAAUUGAAAUGAAUGCUUCUGCCGUAUGUGAUGCACAUAGGAAUGCUGAGAUUAAUGGCAUAAAAAAUGUUAGAUUUAUAUGUGCGAAGGCAGAGGACGUGAUGGGAUCUCUGUUAAUGGAAUAUCUAAAUAUGACUAAGGAACAAGUUGAUGAUCCUAAUAUCUCUGGAAGUGGCAAUGACAUUCCUGAGGAUAGUGCCUGCCCAGAGCCUGAAAAUGGUGAAAUGGCAUCUCAUUGUCCAGAAAAUAACAAUGCAGAAGUUGGAAGUGAGGUUCAGAAGGGUAGCACCUCUGAACAAGUUGAUGAGAUCUCUGAACAGGCAGAGGAUGUGAUGGGAUCUGUGUCGAGGGAUGAUUUAAAUGUUGCAAAGGAACUUAGUGAUGAUCCGAAUAUCUCUGGGAGUGGCAAUAACAUUCCUGUGGACAGUACCUGCCCAGAGACUAAAAACAGUGAAAUGGCAUCUCGUUCAGAAAACAACAAUACAGAAGUUGGAAGUGAGGUUCAGAAAAGUAGUACUCCUGAAAAUGGGAAUACUUCCAUGCAACAGUUCAAAAAUGUUGUUGCUAUUGUUGAUCCUCCACGUGCUGGACUUCAUCCUACUGUGAUCAAAGCUUUGAGAACUCAUCCAGGCUUGCGGAGGCUUGUUUACAUAUCCUGUAAUCCUGAAUCAUUGGUGGCAAAUGCUAUUGAGCUUUGUACGCCAUCCCCCGCAAAAAUUGAGAAAGGAAAUAAAGACAACAGAGGAUGGAGAAACAUGAGCAGUGCUGGUCUAGCACGGCAUAGGGCCAAGUCUAUGCCCAUCUCAGAGGCCUUCCAUCCCGUAAAGGCUAUGGCUGUUGAUCUUUUUCCACAUACUCCACACUGUGAAUUGGUUAUGCUUUUUGAGAGGUAGGUGGACCAGACACUUUUUUAUAUAUGCUAAGUUCCCAAAUUUCAUUUAUCCGACAUUUUUUGGCGGCACUGUAACUGGUGGUUGAUUUUAGUGUUUAUUAUAUUUUGAUCUUUCGCACUGUUUCAGCUAUAACAUGAUUUCCUUUUUGCUGCAUGUAUCAUGAAGCAUUAUCUA